GAGGUGUUGGCGGCGGCGGCGGAGGGCGAGCGAGCGAGCGAAGGCGGCCAGUGGCAGCAGCGGAGGGGACGCCGCCGCCUUGUGCCUCCGGCGCUCUGCUGUGCGUGUGUGUCCGUCCUGCGGGGGCGCCUCUCCUUCUCGCUGGUGCGGAGAGGAGGAGAUGGGCCCGUGAGCGCUGCUUCCCCUCACAGCCGAGCUGCCUGAGCCGCCCCUCCUCCGCCUCCUCCUCCCUCCCUCCCCCUCCUCCUCCUCUUCCCUGUCCCCGGUCGGAGCGCUGCCUCCCCCUCCCCCCUCGGCGGCGCCCGUGGCCCGGCCGCGCCCUCCUGGUCCCCUCAGUCUCUCACACACAGGCCGGGCAUUGAUGGUAAUGUAUGCGAGGAAUAAGCAAAGACUCAAUGAUGGCUGUCACGACCGCAAGGGGGACUCGCAGCCCUACCAGGCUCUUAAGUACUCAUCAAAGAGUCACCCCAGUGGUGGUGAUCACCGGCAUGACAAGAUGCGAGACACCACAGACCCUUCACCACCAAAUAAAAUGUUGCGGCGAUCUGAUAGCCCUGAAAACAAGUAUGGUGACAACACUGGACACAGUAAAGCUAAAAGCAUGCAUACUCACAGAGUUAGAGAAAGGGAUGGUGGGACCAGUUAUUCUCCACAAGAAAAUUCUCAUAACCAUAGUGCUCUUCAUAGCUCAAAUUCACACUCUUCUAAUCCUAGCAAUAAUCCAAGUAAAACAUCAGAUGCGUCCUAUGAUUCUGCAGAUGACUGGUCUGAGCACAUUAGUUCUUCUGGCAAAAAGUACUACUAUAACUGUCGAACAGAAGUUUCCCAGUGGGAAAAACCAAAAGAAUGGCUUGAAAGAGAGCAGAGACAAAAAGAAGCAAGCAAAAUAUCUGUCAACAGUUUCCCAAAAGACAGAGAUUACAGGAGAGAGGUGAUGCAGGCAACUGCUGCUAGUGGGUUUGCUAGUGGAAUGGAAGAGAAGCAUUCCAGUGAUGCCGCUAAUAUGCUCCCACAGAAUAUUUUGUCUCAGACAAGCAGACACAAUGACAGAGACUACAGACUGCCAAGAACAGAGACUCACAGUAGUUCUACCCCAGUACAGCAUCCCAUCAAAACAGUGGUUCACCCAUCUACUACCCCAAGUUCUGUUCCACCUAGUCCAUUUUCUCUACAGUCUGACCACCAGCCAAAGAAAUCGUUUGAUGCAAAUGGAGCAUCUUCCUUAUCGAAACUGCCUACACCCACCUCUUCCAUCCCUUCACAGAAAACUGAGAGAAAAAGUUUGUCAGAAUCUAUGUCAGUGGACAAGUCUCUAUCCCACUCGUGCACAACUCCUUCCACAUCAUCUGCUUCUGGGCUGAAUCCAGCUUCUGCACCAACUUCAUCGGCUUCAACAGUUCCUGUUUCACCUGUUUCACAAUCCCCAAUUCCUCCAUUACUUCAGGACCCAAAUCUCCUUCGACAGUUACUACCUGCUCUUCAGGCCACAUUGCAGCUUAACAAUUCAAGUGUAGAUAUAUCCAAAAUAAAUGAAGUUCUUACAGCUGCUGUGACACAAGCUUCUCUACAAUCUAUACUUCAUAAAAUUCUCACUGCUGGACCAUCUGCUUUUAAUAUAACUUCCCUGAUUUCUCAAGCAGCACAGCUUUCCACACAAGCUCAGCCAUCUAAUCAGUCCCCAAUGUCUUUAACAUCGGAUGCCUCAUCACCAAGGUCAUAUGUAUCUCCAAGGAUAAGCACGCCUCAGACUAACACAGUUCCUCUGAAACCUUUGAUAAAUACACCCCCUGUAUCCUCACAGCCAAAGGUUACUACUUCAGGUGUUAAGCAAGGACCAGUUUCACAGUCGGCAUCUCAGCAGCAAGUGAUUGCUGACAAACAACAAGGUCAUGAACCUGCUUCUCCUCGAAGUCUUCAGCGUUCAAGUAGUCAGAGAAGUCCAUCUCCUGGUCCAAAUCAUACCUCCAAUACAAGUGCUUCUAAUACGACAGCAUCACAGAAUGCAUCCACACGACCUACGUGUUCAUUAACACCCACGUUAGCGGCACAUUUCAAUGAAAACCUUAUAAAGCAUGUCCAAGGGUGGCCUGCAGAUCAUGCAGAAAAGCAGGCAUCGAGAUUACGUGAAGAAGCUCAUAACAUGGGAAGUGUCCACAUGUCAGAAAUUUGUACUGAAUUAAAAAACUUAAGAUCUUUAGUUCGAGUAUGUGAAAUUCAAGCAACUUUGCGCGAGCAAAGGAUACUAUUUUUGAGACAACAAAUUAAGGAACUUGAAAAACUAAAGAAUCAGAAUUCCUUCAUGGUGUGAAAAAGUUGUGAAUAAUUGCACAUGGGUUUUGAGUACAGGAACUGUAAAACUGAUUGCCCAGUCUUAACAUUUUUGAGCUGCAUUUGAGUAGACUUUGGACCGUUGAGUUGGGCAAAAAUAAAAAAGAUAACAUGGGAAAGGGGACAGGAGGGGUGUCAUUCAGGGGAAGGAAACGAUGAUUUGUAAAACCCUUGAAAUGUAGAUUUCUUGUAGAUGUAUUCUUCACGUUGUAAAUAUGUUUUGUAGAGUGAAGCCAUGGGAAGCCAUGUGUAUCAGAGCUUAGACAUCCAAAACUAAUCAAUGCUGAGGUGGCUAAAUACCUAGCCUUUACAUGUAAACCUGUCUGCAAAAUUAGCUCUAUCUCUUUUUUAGUUAAUUUAUCAUUCAGAAAUCUUGCAUUUCCUAAAAUUCAAUGCAAGCGCCAGGCGAUCUGUGUCUCAAGGCUGCAACAGUUUGAAACAGUUUGGGUAAUGUACAAAAUAUCAUGAAACAACUGUUUCCACACUUGCACCGAAUCAAGAGCAGUGCUUCUCCAUUUCUGUUUUACAGAGCAGUGUUUUUCAUUUUCUGUGUUCAUUUCCCCCUUAAAAACCUAGAUCUGAUUUUAUCAGUUUUUUUUAAUUCUAAUUUCCUCCUUUCCUAAAGCACUGUUGCUAUGGCACUUUUCUAUAAUCUUUUCAUUCCUGUGUACAGUAGCUUAAAAUUGCAGUGAUUGAGCAUAACCCACUUGUUUGUAUAAAUUAUUGAAAUGUAUUUCCAUUUGCACCCUGUAAGAAUGGACUGGUAGUACUGCUGGGCAUGUGUGCUGAAAGUACAUCCCUUUUUCAAAUUAUAAGGAAACAGCCCAAUGAACAUGUCAACAUGGUUGUGGGAGGGAAAGAAGGAAAAAAAAAACUAGUCAGAUGUGAAUUGUAUCUGUUGUAAUAAACAUGUUUAAAACAAAGAAA
Lacerta agilis (Sand lizard) is the source of this 3255-nucleotide messenger RNA. RefSeq names its product WW domain containing adaptor with coiled-coil (gene WAC). Gene Ontology annotation, biological process: regulation of autophagy; positive regulation of TORC1 signaling. The transcript has 14 exons. Gene Ontology annotation, cellular component: nucleus. NCBI's taxonomy places the organism in Eukaryota, Metazoa, Chordata, Lepidosauria, Squamata, Lacertidae. Gene Ontology annotation, molecular function: chromatin binding; RNA polymerase II complex binding. The record is from RefSeq and is a predicted model, not a curated record. Bases 362 to 2308 code for a protein of 648 amino acids.